Messenger RNA from Ostrinia furnacalis (Asian corn borer), 1928 nucleotides. RefSeq names its product hydroxysteroid 17-beta dehydrogenase 12 spidey (gene spidey). The coding region runs from base 93 to 1028 and encodes 311 amino acids. The record is from RefSeq and is a predicted model, not a curated record. Gene Ontology annotation, cellular component: endoplasmic reticulum. Gene Ontology annotation, molecular function: oxidoreductase activity. NCBI's taxonomy places the organism in Eukaryota, Metazoa, Arthropoda, Insecta, Lepidoptera, Crambidae. The transcript has 6 exons.
GUACUUUCUUCGUCCGCAGUGCGCAUGUGCGGUUACUGUCAACCGCGCGACUCUCUCCGGCCGUAACCUCAAAGUAAAAAUAUUUCGUAAACAUGACGACUGCUUUAGAGAAAGUCGCGAUAGCUUUAAUUGUAGGAGCAGUGUUCUUUUUGUUAAGAAGCAUAUUCCGCGCGGUGUACACAUUCGCUAUUGGACCAUUAAUCAAUAAGGUGGAUUUCAAAUCUAAAGGGAAAUGGGCAUUGGUGACCGGCGCCACAGACGGCAUUGGCAAGGAGUACGCCAGACAGUUGGCGGCUAAAGGCUGUGAUAUCAUUCUAGUCAGUCGUUCUAUGGACAAACUCAAGACUGUAGCUGAAGAAAUUGAAAAAGACUUCAAAGUGGAAACCAAGGUGGUGCAAGCGGACUUCAGUUCAGAGAGCAUCUACGACAACAUCAAGACCUCUAUUGAGGGACUCGAGAUCGGCACCUUGGUGAACAAUGUCGGCAUUUCGUACGACUACCCUGAGUACUUCUUGGAUGUUCCUGAUUGGGACAACAGGUUCAAAUCCCUCAUCAACGUGAACAUCGUGUCAAUGACGCGCAUGACGCAAAUUGUUCUCCCUGAGAUGGUCAAGCGAGGUAAGGGUGUCGUCAUCAACAUCGCUUCUGGCACCGGCGUCAUUCCGGCACCCUUCUUGGGGAUGUAUGUUGGGACUAAGGCAUACGUCAUCAAGCUUACCGACUGCCUCCGCAUUGAGUAUGCCGACAAGGGUAUCCUCUUCCAAAGCGUGAACCCUGGAUACGUCCUCUCUAACAUGUCAGGGUUGAAGAGGGAGACUUUGAUGUCCCCAUCAGCUAAGAAAUUCGUGCGAUCUGCCCUUGGCUUGGUGGGAACAACGAGCGACACGGCCGGCUAUUUCCCACACUAUGUCCUGUUCAAUACGAUCCUGUUCGCGAAGGACAUGUUUGGACCUGUCAUCGAAUGGGUGGUGUCCAGGUCUAUGCUGAACGUGAGACGGCGUUACCUCAAAAAGUACAAGAAACAGUAAUUUGAUUCGGGUGAAAUGUAUUAACAUUGGGCUGGCGUUUGACUCGGACAUUUAGCUGUAACGUUCGUGAAGUUAUGAACGGGAGUUAUAUUUGGGAAGAAUAGGAGCAGACAAGCGACAUUGUAAGCUAUAAUGACGCUAUCCUGAUCACAGAUUUCUGUUCUUAUUCUUCGUACUACUCAAAAUCUCGAGUCUACUUAUUUCAAUCACUUAAAAUAAUACUUCUUGCUGAAACUAAAUCAUACAAGUAGAUCUCGAUUCACAGUGGUUUGUAAAUGCUCCAUCAAAAUAGUCCUAGUCAGUCGCCAGCCUUUUAAGCCAUUCACGAACAACCAGCAGUACUAUAGCUUCAAGCUGUAACUAAGCUAAAUACCACAGGUGCUGCUUCAACAAAUAAGACCGCUUAAAAAGUUAAUACAAUCCUUAGUGCCUUUUUUGUGCAGAACAGAUUCGCACGUGUGCCGAAAUCCGAAUCACAAGAAAAAGGAAUAUCCAUUGACUAUGACUUUUUGAGUGGUAUUUGUUUUUUUGUUUAAAUGAAGGAUUCUUCGUACUUCAUUGCAUUGCAUUUAAAUUGAGAUAAUUGUAAGUUUCCUCGAUGAUUUCACAAAAUCUACCUCCCGAACAAAUAUUGUUGUAUGAAGUUUCCUUUUAUCCUGUGUUUGACCUCUUUUUACGCAAACAGAAUCCAACAAUCUUGCGUGUAAAUAAGAUCAGCUGACUCCUAAGGGCACUUACAAACUUGCAAUUUCUUUGCGCAUUUUACAGUUGAUUUUUCAUACGACUGUGACACGUUUUACGUGCGUGUAACACGUUUUAAAAAACUGAUGAUAAAGUAAUUAUUAUCUGUUUCAGUAUAUUUUUGUCCUAACAUAUUAGAUUGUCGGAUUCUAUAAGCGU